CUGUGGGGCUUUCGGGUUUGUCCCGAAGAUCGGCCUAUUUUCCCUUCCCUCGCAGCACUUCGCAGGAUCAUUAUUCUUUCACAAUACACCAUUCACAUCAUGGACGACUUCGCCCUGAAGAAAGCGUUCAAGAAACGAACAUACAUCGCUGAGCAAUGCACUCAGGCUAUUCGUGGCCUUGAGAUUCCCCAGUCACUGGGCUCCCCGGCAUCCCGUGCUUGUGUUGCGCGGGGAAUUCGCUACCAUCCAGGGUUUGCACUUGAACUCCAAUGCAAAUAUGAUCAAGAUCGAUUCUUUACCCGGGCUAUAAAUGCUCGACGCAUCAUGAGCAAUGAUAUUCCUGAUUUGCAGAAUGCUCGUGAGAUUCCCUACUGUAUCUGGUAUCCGGAAACUGCCAGUGAAGCCACGUAUCGGGCACUGGUCCUUCAAUAUCCCUCCCUUAAAUACCAAGUCGGCAGAGCGUGUGCUGUAGCCGGGUAUAUCGAUUUAUAUCGGGAGUUGGAUCUGCUGCCUGAGGCGCAUAUUGCCGAGGAGGCUCGCGAUAAUGGCAGUAAUGCUAUAUUCGAGAUGAUCAUGGCGAGUCCAGUAAGGUAUCGAGUGAUGAACGACUAUACUCGCACGGUCAAUUUGGAGAAUCCUCCUAUUGGUGGCCUUAAUGGAGACACAGCUGUCCAGUCCUUUCUAGAGAGAAAGCAGAAACAUAGCGGCCUCGCCAACCGUCCAGGAUUGAAGGAUUUAUUGUGGAAUAUCACCGAAGACAUGAACGUGGAUGACCGUUUACGCCGUCAUGUUAUGAUUGAUAAACAGUUCGCAUGUGUGAUCCGCGGAAUCUGCCACGAAACGUUCUUCGCUAAGUGGUGGUCAAGACAACUCCCACUGGAAGAUAAGAGGAAAGACAAGCGUUUACAACGCGCGAUCACUGCACGCUUUAUCAUGAGCAACGACUUAUCGCGUAUUCCUUUAAGGCCGGCCUCUGAAAUUCCCCCUCCCCCUCAACCUCACCGGGAGCCUCACGACAAUGCAUUCUCUCAGGAAUCCAUCCUGCAUUUGAUCUAUCGUGAACUCGCCUAUCGGGAGCCUCGUAUGGCAUUAACGGUCGCACGCGCCUGCAUUAUUGCGAAUUACCAGGCUGUCUACCAAACCCUCAAGUUCUUCCCGAUACGUGCUCUCAUCCGCGAAGCCGAACAACAGCCUAGCACCUUUUAUGUCGAGGAUCUCAAACGCCGGGCAGAGCUACAUGGAAUUCUCGAAUCUGCCGAAGGCAGCACUUGGGAAGAGCACACAAUGGUCGAAAAUAUGAGACUGUUCGAUACAAAGUUGAGCGAGGUGAUCACAACCGACGACGUAGACAUGUUCCCCGCUGGAAUUUUCAAUGGAGAAGAGACACCCGACGUAGGCACUAUCCUACUAAACGUGUGCGCCCCUCGAAGUGUCAAAUCCGGAUAUAGAGCCACUCCAUUGAGUGAGGUUUACACAGCAGCGGGGGCGCCACUGGAGAUGCCAUUGGGUCUUGAUGCAGAUUUUCCAGCUCGUGGGUAUCUUGGGACAGCCCUUAUCUACAAUAAUAGGCCCUGGGUUCCUCACUCACCUGACGAGGAAAGGGAUCCCGAAUGA
Molecule: messenger RNA, 1614 nt
Organism: Penicillium maclennaniae
Lineage: Eukaryota; Fungi; Ascomycota; Eurotiomycetes; Eurotiales; Aspergillaceae
Exons: 3
Source: RefSeq, a predicted model, not a curated record